UGACUCCCCGUUCCUGGUACACACGCCGUUCUGGUGGGAAAGCCCCCUCCGACUCGUUCUCGUUACGCGGAACCACACAUACAAAUACGUUAAGUCAACUCUGGGCAGGGAUUUCAGUCAUUAUAACCAUAGUCGUACAAGCUAUUAUGUGGUGGAAGCGGAUAUACACAUUGCCCUCUCGUCCGAAUUGUGUUUGGAGUUGUACGUCUUUACCAUUCUUCGUUUCGACCGAUUCUUCAAAGGGUUAUGCACCAUCACGUAGAGUGUAUGUUCUUUCGAUAAAGGUGUAAACUGUUUCACAAACAUUGGCGAUUUUGUCAUGGUGACUGAAGGUUGGCUUUGUAAUCUUGAAAAACCCCGGUGAUAGCAAUCAGAAAAUCGCAGGAGACCCUCUACACGAUGACGACGUUGCGUGAAGAAUCAAUAUUGAGACUCCAACGGUAUCUAAUUGGUCAAUGAAGCAUCUUGGACAUUUAGCUCUGGUCACUCGGUCAGUCCCCUUUUGAUUGCAGCGCUAAUCCGGCGUUGAAUAAGUUGACUUUGUUAAGUAGUUGUUAAGAUAACAUUUUCGAUAAUUUCGAGUUGACUUUGGGGAUUAUUGUGUGGUGUUCGUGGGACAUAUGCUGGCAGUUGGCACGUUCUCUCGGUGAUGUAGAUAAAGACUUAGAACCUCUGUCAGACGAAGGAUAACGAGUAUGGCCACCUGGCCCGACUGUGUCAUUCAGCAAGUGACUCCGGAUCGGUAUGGAUGACUUUAUGAAGUGCUGUGUGUCAGACGACUCAUUCUAUGUACUGUGGACCGUGUGUCGACCGGGUAGUUAACUGAUUCUGUGAGACGUGUCCUGUGAUGAAAUCUUCGAGGAGCGGACAAAGGAGGUGACGCAGAAGCGAUCAGUUUCAGCAAUGGCAGCCAUCUUUCUUGCAACCAUGAUGGCGGCCAUCUCCGUCCAAUUGUCGUCUGCUGAUCAACUGACAAUUCAUUUCCGUUUGAAGGAAAACGUGCCUGUAGCAACCUACGUAGGGAGUGUUGCGGAGGACAGUGGUAUCAUCCAAGCAGUUUCACAAAGCGAGUUUCAUACACUUAGAUACAAUUUUCUUAACCCAAACGAUCUAAAGACAACGUCCUACUUUAGUAUAAAUGCGGAGACGGGGGCGAUUUACACAGCUGCGAUGAUUGACAGAGAUUCUCGCGUUGUGUGUUCCUUUUCAUAUGACUGUACAAUCGUGUUUGACGCCACUGUGAGGUCAACCAGAACGUCAUACUUUGAGAUUGUCACUGUCAAGGUCACGGUGGAAGAUGUUAACGACAACGCACCGAAAUUCCACAAUCCCGUGGUUACGUUGUCUGUCUCCGAGGCUGUGACCCCCGGUACCACUUUCAGGAUCGACGGAGCCUCGGACCCAGACAGAGGCGCCAAUAACUCUGUCAGUAGUUACGAGAUGGUGGCCGACAGUAACACAUUCGGUCUCAAGGUCGAUCACUCUCUGGAUGGGAGUUUGAGCGUGAAGCUGAUUGUAAGAGAAUCACUAGAUCGUGAGAGAAGAAGCCGUUACAGACUCACAGUCAUUGCUAAAGACGGCGGCCGGCCACCUCUUUCAGGAAACCUGACUCUGUAUGUCAAUGUGACCGACGUAAAUGACAAUAUCCCGGUGUUCUCUGAAAAUGUUUACGACUUUACUGUAACAGAAAACAGCCCCGUUCGAUCAAUAUUCGGCCGAGUUCUGGCCAGGGAUAAAGACACUGGUCUCAAUGGUAACGUGUCAUACCGAUUUAGUCCACACAAGUCCAGCAAAAUUCCACAGCUGUUCGCUCUAAAUAGUAAAACAGGAGACAUUAGCGUGAGAAACCCUCUACAGUAUGAAUCUGGUAAUAGUUUUGAAACUGUGAUUGAAGCUAUGGAUAACGGGGAUACAGUGCAAGUGUCCCAAGCGAUUUUGAUCAUUCGUAUUAAAGAUGUUGGUAACAACCCGCCAAAGAUUACAAUGAAUUCAGUGUCUCCUGGUGUGCAUGGCACCGUCUUGUUGUCAGAGGGGAUGUCUGUCGGCACCGUCGUGGCCCACAUCAAGGUGGUGGACAACGACCAGGGGAGGAAUGGAGCUGUGGACUGCCGCAGCCUCAACCAGCUCUUCGUGGUGCAGGUGAUGCCCGGAAGGGGGUAUAAUGUUCAGCUUAAGAAGAAGCUCGACAGGGAGAAGAAAGUAAAACACAAUCUGACUGUGGUAUGUGAAGAUAAUGGAAGACCUAGAAUGGCUACAUCUGCUAGUAUGAGUCUUGAAGUCACUGACGUUAAUGAUAACCCUCCCGUCUUCACCAACAACACGUAUUAUGCCAACAUCACCGAGAACAACCGCGUUGGUGCUGUCGUCACUCGUAUAAUGGCGACCGAUCGUGACACGGGUCAGAAUGCUUUGAUGCUGUACUUCAUGAGCCUUGAAAGUGAUUCAAUGUUUAGAAUCGACCAUCAAACCGGUGAUAUCACUGCAGACGCUGUCUUCGACAGAGAGACUCUUUCGCAGAUGACCUUUACCGUCAAGGCUGUCGACGAAGGGGAAACGUCAAUGUCAGGCACGGCCACGGUCAUUGUUACGGUGCUGGAUCAGAACGACAACCAACCUUACCUUGACCCAUCGAAUUUGGUUUUCAAUGUGUCCGAAGACCGACCAACAGGAACCAAGGUUGGUCAACUGACCUCCAAGGAUAGAGACACUGGGAUUAAUGCUCGCACUGAAUAUCUGAUGCUAGUCAGAGGAGAUUUACCUCCCUUUGUUGUGUUUUCUGACGGAGUGAUACGAACCCACAGACGGCUUAAUAGGACACUUAAAGAUCGGUACGAAUUCGACGUUUUAGUGAAGGACGGUGGCAAACCGUCUUUAAACAGCACCGGUCGUGUGUAUAUCAAUGUUGUUGACUCUAACGAUCAUAGCCCCAUUAUACUCUUCCCCAACGAGAGAAACAACACAGUGCUCAUUGCUUCUGACACACAUCCAGGAACAGUCAUUUCUGAAGUUACUGCUGUGGAUUAUGAUCAAGGGAUCAAUGGACAAAUGUCGUAUUUCAUAUCUGUUGGAAAUAAGGACAACCCAUUUCAUAUUAACACCCGUUCGGGAAAGAUUGUCUUGGCGAGACAGCUUCGUCCGACUGAUCAAGAGUUUUACAGGAUCACAAUAUCAGUGCAGGAUCACGGCAUGCCACAGCAGGAAUCUCAGACCAAGAUGAUCAUUAAGAUUGUGUAUUACAACACCACACUGGCCGCAUCAGUUGGCGACAAUGACUUAAAAUAUAUAAUCAUAGCCGGUGCAGUUGGAGGGGUGACUGUUAUUCUGUCUAUCAUAAUUGUUAUCAUAAUCUUACACAUCAAACGUGCCGAUUCCAGGCGUCGAAAUGGGAGCUCCAUUGCUAUUCAGGAACAGGGGGACGGGAGGCCCUUUGAUAAACAGCUCUGGCACAGCGUGCCGGGAGAGGAAGAAAGUUCCGGUAGUGCUGAUGACACGGAGAAGAACAUUGAUAAAAUAUUGAAGGGGAAGAUGGGCAACAAAACAAGUUUCUCCUUCGACAGUGGGGCUGAACUUGAUGACCCUUAUUUGAAGAAACUGACGUCAGACCAAUAUGGCGGCCAGCAGUUUUAUACCUUCAGGAAGCAUCCCCUGCAUCCACAGAUGGAUGACAUUCAGAGCAACUCGUCAGGGGAGCUAACUGCGAGCGACAGCGGCCGGGGCGGAAGUGAAGAAGAUAUUCAAUUGCCCCCUCUGCCUGAAUCCGAAGGGGAAUAUUCUUGCACUGAUGACCCACAUCGAUUGGCUGUGGAAAUGAAAGAUCGCAGAAGCCACAGACACGGUAACCGGCCAUUAAAAGAUGACCCAACCUUUCAAACAUUUGUGCCUCGUCUCCACCCGUCCUUCAACACACAGACACAAGUCAAACCGUCUUUCAUUCGACCAAUCAAAGAGCAGGAAUUGCCUCUUCAGGAAAAGCGAAAGUCUCGAAAUCUCAGCAUUGGCUCUAUUGAUGACCCACUGCAAGUCAAACGGAACAGCAUUGGGAAAAGGGUCACGUUUGCAAACGAGGGAUUGACACAAAGAAAUCUUCAAAACCUCGAGCGUAUCCUGCACACGAGUAACCAUAUUCCCCCGACAAACAAACUUGCAUUUCUGUGUGACAGUUCAGAGCUUUCCAAGACAGGAAGCGAUGUGACAUUUGCCAAUGGCGGAAGCUGGUACCCCAGAGUCCCCCGUAGCCAUGACGACGAUGACAAUACCACGACUUCCGGUAGUUAUACGCUGAACCCGGAAGACAUUGAUGAAAUGUUUUGUGAAACCUACCCUGUUUCUUGAACUAACUGUGAUUAUCUUUCUCGAGUUGUGACAUGAGGUUUCUCUCGCGUUUAUCUUUUUCAGAGCUUGGAAUAUUUUGCCUGCUAUGCAGCUGAACUCGGCCAACAACGAGGUGCGUGUUGUGAAAAAAACACCCGUACAUAUCUAAAAUCAUUGCUCAAUUUGCAUUUCAGUCAUGAUGUAUGUUUGAAAUCUACAUCUGAAAUCGACAUGGAGAUUAUGGACUGUGAGUAACGGUGCUUGGCUCCUGCUUGUAUAUUUCGCUAUUAUAUACACGAUGAUAGCUGUCAAUCAUUGUUAAUUUAAAAUUAUUUAAUAAUCCACUGUUUCUGAUUAUUAGUUGUUUCCGUGGUUGAUAAUAUUUGUUCAAUGCCAAAGAUUUUGUUGGUCUUUCCUGUUAUUUCUAAGUUUGUACAUACAGCAACAUGGCUACAAAUUGGAACAAUCGUUUUGUGAUUACUAGCCUAAAAGCAAGCACGCCUACUCUGCGGUGUUAGUAAGCUUUGUACAGAACAACGGUCAUAAUACUGGACUCAUUCGUUUUGGAACUUUUUCAAACGUUUGUGAAACGUUACAAAAUAUUCACAAAUAUAUCCAUUUCAUAUAACAUUAGAUUAUCAAUUCAUAUUCUUUCGGGGUAUUUACAUAGUUUCAUAGUUACUCUGUUCUUGAAACUUCAUAAUUUAGAUGUAUUCAUUCAAUGUACAUUGUAUGUUUAUAACGGCGUUUUUUGUCAUAAAAGAACAAACGUUGCCUGACUUUCUGCGCCUUACUAUGUCACGUCGGAACAAUAUCAUCGUCCAUGUACACAUAUAGAUAUUUAUACCAUAUGUGACUCUCAUACGAGAGUGAUUACACUUUGCAGUAAUGAAUCCCCUGAGAUCGAUAUCGUGGCUUCAGACUAGUCUCGCCCAACCGUGUUUCAUAGUCAGACAUACCAUUAUAAGAGAUUUCAUACUGUUGUGUUCGUAUACAAUCAAACCUUUUUAGCUCGAAUUCAGUUACCUCGAAAUAAUUUAAUACGAAGCAUUGUUAUGUCACCGACAGAAUCCUGAUCGUACUAUCGUCGGGUCAUCGUUAUCUCGUGCUUCGGAUAAUUCGAUAUGUUGACUUCGAGUUAACAAGAUUUCAAUGUGUAUUAAUGUGAAAUCAACAUGUCAAUGUAUGGUAUAUUUUCGAAAUGUAUGAAGAAUCAUUUCAAACGAUUCAACCAUGUACAAGAAUAUUUUCCUACUGGAUUAACAUGAUAGGUUGUGUAAGGUUACAGAUUGCAUCUCGUUCUCUGCUUGUUCAUUACAGAUACGCUGGCUUGACAUUAUGAAUUUGUAUUAGCGCUAGUAUUCAGGGAUAGUUAACUAGUAGUCAGCGUUAUUAUCCUAGCAUAAAGUAUUAGUCGUGCCAGUGUCAUAUUCUAUAUGAUAAUACAUUAUCAUAUGCACUGGUAGACCAAGUUAGCUCGACCGGUAUUCGACGUGAAAUGUGAUAGGGCUAGUAUUGAACGUUCGCUGAAAUAAUACACCCAUAUACCUUCACUGCCAUGACAAAGGAUGGCCUAUUAAUAUUACAAAUAUAUAUUUCAUUAAACACGAGUUGUUAAGAGGACACCGUGUUAUAUUGAAAAUUUUAUUCACUGACUUUCUUGGAUUGCUAUUGGUUGAUAUGUUAUAUUAAGGUCGGAGAGCUGCAUGUACGGGAUGAUAUUUUAGAUUCUAUAUAAAUGUCCUGUGAUGACGCCCAUCACACAACAUCAUGCAUUCUACCAUCAUGGAGAGCCAUUCGUGUUUUGUUAUGCAAAUCUUUAUCAUUUCACCAUUCCAACGGCGCUGAGGCUCGUUAUCUGAUGUUGCUAUUUUGGCAUAUCGUGAACAGUAUUUUGUAAAUAAAUGUGCAUUGUAUCCUGAAA
Molecule: messenger RNA, 6235 nt
Organism: Haliotis rufescens (red abalone)
Lineage: Eukaryota; Metazoa; Mollusca; Gastropoda; Lepetellida; Haliotidae
Product: protocadherin-9-like
Exons: 4
Coding region: 904-4332 (1142 amino acids)
Biological process (GO): homophilic cell-cell adhesion
Cellular component (GO): plasma membrane
Molecular function (GO): calcium ion binding
Source: RefSeq, a predicted model, not a curated record